UGCUUCAACACACAUGCCGUCUCUCAGAAAUCUCUCAGAUCCAUUCCUCUCUCAAUCAGCCAGCCACUGUUAAACCCUUUUGAUUUCUCUCUCUCUUUGUUUAUAAAGUUUUCAACUUUACAUGAGUCCUUUCCCUCUCUCUCUCUCUCUCUCUCUCUCUCUACAAUCUCCUGAUAAAGGUAGUUGCUUUAUGCAGACAAGUUCUUGGGUCUUGAGAUUCCUGGGCUCUAUGUUCUCCACUCUAAUGAUAAAUGCCUGAAACCCUCUUCUUGAUCUGGGCACAUGUUGCAAAUUGAGGAGAAAAAAUCAUUCCUUUCUUUCUGGGUUGCAGUGUUCUCAUAGUUCUAGGGUUCCUUUAGGAGUGAUGAAUCUUUAAAGGAGGCAACUUUUGAUUAUAGUAUUCAAUUUUGGGUAAAAUUGAGAGAUGGGUUGUGUUUGGUGUAAGCCCUCUGCUAUAGAAGACAGUCCAAAGGAGAGGCUUUCAAGCAAACCCUCUUCCGAGUAUAGAGUUACAAGACCAGUUGGUUCUUCUAGAAGAGAAGAGUCUGUUAGGACAAAGGAACGUUCUGAUGUUGUUAGUGUAGUAAGACCAGUGUUGAGUAACAGUAGUAGAAGAGAGAAGAAGUUAGGGAAUGUUGCAACUCCAGAGUUUCCAAUAGCAAAAGCAGCUGAAGGAGAGUAUGUAGCUGCAGGCUGGCCUCCAUGGUUGGCCUCUGUAGCUGGAGAAGCUAUCAAAGGAUGGGUUCCACGCCGUGCUGAUUCCUUCGAGAAGCUGGACAAAAUAGGUCAGGGUACUUAUAGUAAUGUGUAUAGAGCUAGAGACCUGAAUCAGAAGAAGAUUGUGGCAUUGAAGAAAGUAAGGUUUGAUAACUUAGAGCCUGAGAGCGUUCGUUUUAUGGCAAGAGAGAUCCAGAUACUGCGCCAUCUUGAUCAUCCCAACAUCAUUAAGCUAGAAGGCUUAGUGACAUCAAGAAUGUCCUGCAGCUUAUACCUCGUCUUCGAGUACAUGGAACAUGAUCUAGCCGGACUAGCCUCGCAUCCCGCAGUUAAAUUUUCCGAAUCGCAGGUUAAAUGCUACCUGCAGCAAUUGUUAAGUGGACUAGACCAUUGUCACAGCCGCGGCGUGCUUCACAGGGAUAUAAAAGGAUCAAACCUUCUGAUAGAUAACAGUGGAGUUUUGAAGAUUGCUGACUUUGGCUUAGCUAGCUUCUUUGAUCCUCGUCAGACACAGCCUUUGACUAGCCGUGUUGUGACUCUUUGGUACCGCCCGCCUGAGCUUUUGCUCGGAGCUACUCGGUAUGGAGCAGCUGUUGAUUUGUGGAGUACUGGUUGCAUUCUCGCUGAGCUGUAUGCAGGCAAGCCUAUCAUGCCUGGUAGAACCGAGGUUGAACAGUUGCACAAGAUUUUCAAGCUAUGUGGCUCACCUUCCGAGGAGUAUUGGGUUAAAUCAAGGUUGCCUCAUGCAACCAUUUUCAAGCCUACACAGCCUUAUAAACGCGUAGUUGAUGAAACAUUCAAGGAGUUUCCUCAGCCAGCUUUAGCCCUUCUUGAGACUCUUCUUUCAGUCAAUCCCGACGACCGUGGAACCGCCACUUCAGCCCUCCACAGUGAGUUCUUUUCCACAAGACCUCUUCCGUGUGAUCCUUCAAGCUUACCUAAAUAUCCUCCCAGCAAAGAGCUUGAUGCGAGGAUGCGUGAUGAAGAAAGUAGAAGACAAGGUGGAGGAAACAGGGAGCAAAGACACCAAGAAAGGAGAGGAACUAAGGAAUCUCGAGCCAUCCCUGCCCCUGAAGCAAACGCAGAGCUGGUUACAUCAAUGCAGAAAAGGCAGAGCCAGUCUAGUACUAAUAGAAGCAGAAGCGAGAAGUUUAAUCCACAUCCUGAAGAAGUUGCAUCUGGUUUCCCAAUCGAUCCACCAAGGCCAUCAUCACAAGCAUCUGAACCAAACAGAGAAUCUCAGGGCAACAUUGUUCUUCCUCCUCACAAGAGAGCUUCACAUUCAGGUCCUCUGACGCGUAGAUCAGCUUCUGCAAAGGGUAGAAGGACGUACCAAGAUCCUCAGAAAGUCUCAUUACAACAAGAGACUUGCAGAGGAAUGACUAGGCUUCCAGGCUCCUUCAAUGAAGUCUCUGAAGAAGCAAACCAAGAAGAGAAUGGUAGAAGCAACAAGAAAGACCCAAUUCUUUUGGGUUAUGGAUCAAAAGGGCAUAAGAUUCAUUAUUCAGGACCUUUGGUGGUUCCAUCAGGAAACAUGGAUCAGGUGUUGAAAGACCAUGACCGGCAUAUCCAAGAAGCUGUGAGAAGAGCAAGAAUCGAUAAGGCUAGAGUUAGGAAACAUCAAGCUGAAGAAGAUUCGGGCCAACAAGUAUCGACCAAUCAUCCUUCGUCUGUUUCUAGCCGUUGACUAUCUCAGAGGCAAGAGAGCUUAUGAUCAAACCAAAAACUUAUCUGCCUAAAACUUUUUAACACGUCCUAUUUUGAGUGAAAAUAAUGUACUUUUAUUUAUUCAAGAUUAUAUAUCAUAGAAUCAAAUAUUCAAAUC
Molecule: messenger RNA, 2542 nt
Organism: Brassica oleracea var. oleracea
Lineage: Eukaryota; Viridiplantae; Streptophyta; Magnoliopsida; Brassicales; Brassicaceae
Product: probable serine/threonine-protein kinase At1g54610
Exons: 6
Coding region: 425-2404 (659 amino acids)
Biological process (GO): protein phosphorylation; positive regulation of transcription elongation by RNA polymerase II
Cellular component (GO): nucleus; cyclin-dependent protein kinase holoenzyme complex
Molecular function (GO): RNA polymerase II CTD heptapeptide repeat kinase activity; ATP binding; cyclin-dependent protein serine/threonine kinase activity
Source: RefSeq, a predicted model, not a curated record